GUUCUUUUUGUUAUCGUUAUUAUUUUUCUGCUUUUUUAAUUUCAUUAUCAUUUACUCUAACUCAAGCUUCAACUGAUCCGAACUGGAACAAUCGUCGACCCGAACCGCCAUGUCGUCAACUUCGCUACUUCAAGUAACUGGAAGUGAAAGUCAAGAUGGAAUUAUAUCUACACCCACUCGAUUUCUUAUGGAGUGUGGAGAAUGGAACUUUACGCCAUCACUUAGUACCUUUGCCAACGAGAUGAACCCCUUUGAUUACAUUGGAGUUCAAAAGGCAAAAGAAAAUAAUUCAACAUCGAAGCAAAAUUCCCCACCUACUCCACCGACUUCAAAGGAAUACCUACCGGCCAAAACCAUCAACACUGACAACGACGAAAAGAAAUCAGAUACCCCACUCACCCCUCCUCAACAGAAAGCCAAUCAGCGCAGGUCGCAAGAUACCAAUCGAGUAGGUGUAUCGUCAAAUUCGUCAUUGAAUUCUGAAAGUUCUGCGACCUCUGGUGAACAACAAAAACAAUCGACCAAACAACCGCAGCCAGCACCCACUACUGUCACCAAAACACGAGCACAACGCUCUCAGCCACAUCAAUUUUCGUUCCAUUCAUAUCAGCCAUCGAAGCCAGCACAGCAUACGUCCAUGCCUGCUUCAAGUAACAAUUCUACUCUGAUCAUUAAACAAGAAAAUGGUCAACCAAAUACAAAAUCUCGACGUAAUAAAGAUAAAUCUGGUUUAUCUGAUAUCUCAGACUUCAACAUGGACCGAAAGCGUCAUAGCUCUGAUGAUGGUGAAGAAGCCGUUGAGAGACGACAACGGUUCCUUGAACGAAACCGUGUAGCAGCAUCCAAAUGCAGACAAAAGAAAAAAGCUUGGAUCACUGAACUUGAGGAAAGAUCAGAUAAGGUCAUAGAAGACAACAAGAAGCUAUACAGUAUGGUCAAUCAACUGAAGGAAGAAGCCAUGUUUUUAAAAAAUCAACUUUUAGCUCACGGAAAUUGCGAUUGCGAUGUCGUCAAACAAUAUUUAAAGCAAAGUGCUCAGUUUCCCUCUGGUUCCAAUAUCACUGCUCAACCACCAACACAGGAGCAGCAAAUGUUACCCCCACCACUGCCAGCACCUAAGCAAAAGUCCAAAGCUUCGUACGAUGACGACUACUUUGCCCCCGCACAUUCAACCCCCACUCCUUCGUUACCACCGUUGCGAGGAACCUUGCCUUCAUAAGUCUAUCCACACUGUAUUUCUGUAAACAUUUUUUUUUCGUUGUCAAAAGAGUAAAACCAAAGUAUUGAAAUCAAAGCACAGC
Umbelopsis ramanniana AG is the source of this 1301-nucleotide messenger RNA. RefSeq lists its product as uncharacterized. The transcript has 4 exons. The coding region runs from base 110 to 1219 and encodes 369 amino acids. NCBI's taxonomy places the organism in Eukaryota, Fungi, Mucoromycota, Umbelopsidomycetes, Umbelopsidales, Umbelopsidaceae. The record is from RefSeq and is a predicted model, not a curated record. Gene Ontology annotation, biological process: regulation of transcription by RNA polymerase II. Gene Ontology annotation, molecular function: RNA polymerase II cis-regulatory region sequence-specific DNA binding; DNA-binding transcription factor activity, RNA polymerase II-specific.